Molecule: messenger RNA, 1539 nt
Organism: Peniophora sp. CBMAI 1063
Lineage: Eukaryota; Fungi; Basidiomycota; Agaricomycetes; Russulales; Peniophoraceae
Source: the annotation of a GenBank genome assembly
AUGACAGCCGAUAAUGAGGCAUUUGAUCCGUACGCUGGAGGCGUCAGGUUAAAUUUGGAAUCUCGUAUCGGCAGCAUCCAAGGCGUCCCGUCCGAAAUUUGGAUGCUCGUGUUCAUCGAGGCCUAUAGUGACCACCAGGAGGACCGACACCGUGGUACGCUGUUGACGCUGACGGUGCGGACCGUUUGCAAAUUCUUCCGCGCAGUUGCCGAGGCGACGCCGGAGCUCUGGUCUUAUCUGGCCAGCGAUUACGAAUUGGCGUUCGUAGAAAAGGCUCUGGAACUUUCACGGCGUCAGCCCCUUGCUCUCAAGCUCUGUCCUCACGACAAGCAUUACCGUCGCGGGCAGAAUGAUCAUUUCCUCAAGCUCGUCGAGAGUAUCCUGCCGCAUUUUGCUCGGUGCAAAGAGCUCGAGGUCAUCGCUUACGUCGGCGGCCUGGACUCUGACAAUAUCCGGUCCCUCCUUUUCCAACACCCGGAAACGGAUGUUGCAACGGGCCUACCGAGUCUGCAGAGGCUGCGCCUCAGAUCCUGCUCGUUCACUUGCGCCUCCCCGAUUUUUCGAGCUACCUGCUUGACGGAACUCACAGUUGACGAGUGCUAUAUCGAGUGCGAGUUUGAGUCGCUUUUACAAGCACUGGGACGCUUGCCUGUCUUAGCCUCUUUAUCGCUAAGCAUCGCGCCCCGGAAUGAUCUCCGACUUCCCCGAGACUGGGGCGCGCGGCAAUCAGACACGUUCGUUACGAUGGAUUCUUUGCGGGAACUGUGCCUAUCGGCCCCGUUCAAGCACGCCGUGUACGCCGCUAUCCGGCUGAGCAUACCCUUCGAGUGCAGGACCUGCAUCACUGCUGAGCUCCGGAUGCGCGACGCUGUCCCGGAACCUGUUCUGCGCGAGGCCCUCACCGCUGCAUUUGAGGAGCGCUUGCGGCGCAUGUUCCCGGACAGCCCUGCUAAGUUAGGGUUGAAAGAAGUCUGCGUCAGGUUUGACGACGGCCACCGACCGUUUGAAAUGUUCGUAGAGCUCUGCCAAUCCACCGAACGCGGGUCAGAGAGCAGGUGUUUUGGCAUACGCAUCAGCACCGACUACAGCCGUCCCGGAGGCUGCGAAGAGCUGGCCUAUGCAUUUCGAACGAUCGUCUCGUGGGACGCGGUGCGCGAUGCCGACGUUUUCCGUGCUGGCAACUUCCCCGAGAACUGGAUGCUAUGGACAACCGUACUUAGCAAACGUUGCUUACUUCGAUGCGUACAAGUCGAAGGAGGGGUCGCCGAUCUCCCCCAGCUCUUGGCCCAGAUGCGUGCGGCUGAAUUUCCGCCGGCCCUGUCGCAGGUCGUUCUACAUAACGCUGAGUUGGGGCUUACGCACUACGAUUUACUCGUCCGCGGCCUCCGCCGGGCGUGCCCCCCCAUUGAACACCCCUCUCAAAGAACGCUCAUCCUUCAAGGCGGAACUACGAUUUGGAUGGGCAGAGGGGCAAAGGAAGAGUACCCCGUUCGCUGUGAGAGGAAGUUCGAGUGCGCCGCUCGCGAGGACUCGCCUUAG